AUGGAAAAUCAUAAUCAAUCAUGCACGGCUAUUCCACAAACAGCUACUGGGCCAAGUGUAUGCAUGGGAGGUCCUAGUCAUAAUGAAACUUUUUUUCCCCCAACAAAUCUCCCGCAUGAUGAUGGGUAUGAGUAUGAGCCUUAUGUUAAUGACGAUCCAGUUGCCCUUUUUGGUGAUGAUGAUGAAAGAGUUGAGGGGUGCAGUAGUUCUGAUGAUAACUCAGAGGAUCAGUUGUCGAUGCUACAUGUGGUUCAAGUAGAUAAUUCAAAUGUACGACCAUUGCCAAGUCGUCAAGAAAGCCAAGGACGGAGGACUGCUGGAUCAGAGAGCAGUCGUCCAACUACACAAGAUGAUGGAAAUAGAUGGAGUUCUCCAGCAGGGACACUGGAAGCAUCCUACCAGAAGUUACCAUCGUACUUGUUCAUGCUUCAACAGAAAAAUCCCGGGACGUUGACAGAUUUUGUCACUGAGGAAGAUCGAUUCAAAUAUUGCUUUUUCUCACUCGGAGUUAGUAGAAGAGGGUUUCGUACAUGUCGUCCUGUGUUAUGUGUGGACGGUACCUUUUUAAAGACAAAAUACGGUGGGCAGAUGUUAUGUGCAGUCGCACUGGAUGCAAAUAACCAUCUAUAUCCAGUUGCAUUUGGUAUUGUGGAUAGUGAGAAUCAUGAUUCUUGGAAGUAUUUCAUGUCAAAGCUAAAAGAAGCGAUUGGGGAAGUCGAGGACCUGGCGUUUGUAUCUGACAGGCAUGCAAGUAUUACACAUGCCUUGGAAACUAUUUUCCCCGAUGCCUAUCACGGUGCUUGCUACCACCACAUUAGUAUGAAUGUGGUUGCUAAAUUCAAGACUGAUCAUUGUCAUGUGUUGAUGUAUAAUGCGGCAUAUGCUUUUAGGAAAUUCGAGUAUAAUAUAAUGACAAGCAAUUAUGCUGAAAGUUUCAACAAUAAGACCCGGGAUGCUAGGAGCUUUCCGAUAACUACAUUCGUCGAAUUUAUUCGCUUCACACUACAGUCCUGGUUCUGUAAUAGGAGAGAAACUAGCGAGAAGACAACUACCACUCUUGCACCGACCUAUGAGAAAAUUUUGGUGGAUAUGGCUGAGAAAUCUCAAUUCUUGAUUCCUUAUGCAAUAGGGAGGCAUGAGUUCCAUGUGUUAGAUGAUUACUAUAAAAUUGAGACAUGGAGGUCCUCUUACACAGAAUCUAUAUAUCCUACUGGUAACGAGGAAGAGUGGAUUGUUCCACAUGACAUUAUGACAAUAACAGUGAGAACACCUGCGCAGAAAAACCCGGUUGGUCGUCCAAAGAAGAAACAAGGUAGGCCUAAGACGAAACGCCAUCCUUCCAAUGGAGAUAAAUUGGUUGUUCCACGCAAGUGCAGCACUUGUGGAGGUCUAGGCCAUAAUAGGGCAACUUGUAAAGUUCGUGUUUGA
This is a messenger RNA of Humulus lupulus (European hop), 1428 nucleotides long. RefSeq lists its product as uncharacterized. The transcript has 4 exons. Bases 1 to 1428 code for a protein of 475 amino acids. The record is from RefSeq and is a predicted model, not a curated record. Lineage: Eukaryota; Viridiplantae; Streptophyta; Magnoliopsida; Rosales; Cannabaceae.